AUGGAUAAAGACACCAUCUUCUUCAAUGGUCGUAUCCUCACCCAGGCUGGCUCCGGUCUGCAUGGAGAGCCCGUGUUUGCAGACAGCAUGCUAGUGAAGAAUGGGAUCAUCGCAGCAAUUGGACAAUACCAGCAAGUCCUCUCUGAAUGUUCAUUCGAUGUGAAAAAGCGAGAUCUCAAGCAGCAGACUGUCCUUCCAAGCUUUAUCGAUGGCCAUAUGCACCUUCUCCUUCUUGGCCAAUCGCUUCGCAAGCUCGACCUCCGACCCUGCAAAUCUUUGGAAGAAAUUCGAUCUACCAUAAAACAGUACGCGGUCGCCAAUCCCCGUAUUCCGACUAUUCUUUGCAAAAACUGGUUGCAUUCCAUGACCCCGAAUGGUGUGACUGCCACGAUGUUGGACGGAAUUGAUCCGAGACCCAUCUUCAUCGAUGCAAGUUCGCAGCACUCAUGCUGGAUGAACACCGCUGCCCUGAAGGUUCUCGGUGCUGAAACUAUGUCCGAUCCCCCUGGCGGUACCAUACAUCGGGAUGCCGAGGGAAAGCCUUCAGGUGUCAUGGAUGAAGGAGCUAUGAUGUCAGUUAUCUGGCCAUUCCAGGCAGUAUCAUCAUCCAAAGAAGAGCGCAUGCAAUCGAUUCUUCAAGCAAUUCAUGAAUAUAAUGCGGCAGGAUAUACUGGCGUUAUAGAGAUGGCCAUGGAUGAAGAGGCAUUCGAUAGCCUUGUUACUCUCCGCUCAAUGCAAACAGACCUCCCCAUACGAAUUGCCGCAUACUGGCUCAUCAAACCUACGGCAGACCACGAAGCCCACUCAAAACAAGUACAGCGUGCGGUUGAAUUGAGUAAACAGUACAAUUCCAGCACCAGCCCCGAUCUUCGGAUUGUUGGUGUUAAGGUUAUCUGUGAUGGAAUUAUCGACGCGUGCACUGCUUUCUUGUCCGAGCCAUAUGCGCCCAUUGGUUCGCCUCCACCUAUUUGGGAAGCAGAGUAUUUGGAUUCCGUUGUCAAAGAAGCGGAUAGUGCAGGCCUUCAAAUAGCCCUCCAUGCAAUCGGAGAUGCAGCAAUCAAAAUGGCUAUUGAUGCAAUUGAGAAGCAUGCUAGUCCAGGGAGACGCCACCGCAUCGAACAUAUUGAACUUGCAUCUCCUGAGGAUGCAAAGAGGCUAGAGAGAGCUUGGUCUGACGGCCCUGUGCAUGCUGAUCCCUCUAUUCUGACUGAGUGGCCACGUCUCAUUGGGGAGGAACGUUGUGAGAGGGCAUUUGCAUACCGCGAAUUCGCAGAUGCUGGGGCUCUUAUGGCGAUUGGGACUGAUAGUCCUACCGCGCCUUGGAUGCCAAUGAAUAAUCUUUACGUGGCUACCACGCGAAAGUCGUCUAGAAACCUUGAAUACACCAAGGUUGUUAAUGAGAAUUUCCGUCUAGGGAUGUGUGAAUCUAUUGUUGCUGCGAGUGGUGGUGCAGCACGCAGUGUUUUUGCAGAAGAGCGGACAGGAAGCCUGGAAGUUGGGAAAUUGGCGGAUUUCAUUGUUGUUGAGAUGGAAUGGGAGGCAAAUGCGUUGUUGCAGGCGAAGGUCAAAGAGACUUGGUUUGAGGGAAGGAGAAUUUGGGGUUAA
Molecule: messenger RNA, 1605 nt
Organism: Penicillium verrucosum
Lineage: Eukaryota; Fungi; Ascomycota; Eurotiomycetes; Eurotiales; Aspergillaceae
Product: amidohydrolase
Exons: 2
Coding region: 1-1605 (534 amino acids)
Molecular function (GO): hydrolase activity, acting on carbon-nitrogen (but not peptide) bonds
Source: RefSeq, a predicted model, not a curated record